CGUUAGCAWAWCUGAYCCAACUGUUCGUARAKGCACUCAAYACMCCUGGUGCUGUACCCAACGUACAAAACGCCUGGGACACAUUUGUACAAACCAAAUGCAGCGAGGUCUUAGCUGAUGCUGUGAAGGUAUACGAACAGGAAAUGACGUCAUUCGUCGAGAAGGAAAUUCCUUGUGAAGCCGAUUUGUUACGAUCUGCGCAUGACAACGCCAUGGAAAAGUGCCUUAAAAUGUUCCACGAUGAGACUUUUUCGUUUUCUACCAAAAGUGUUGACAAGUACUUAAAAAAACUGACGGACAAAACCAAUUUCACCUUCUCAUCGUGGCUUGAGAAGAACAACAUAGAAACAGAAACCUUUUGCACUCAGCUUAUCAAAGAACUCAAGCGAACCAUCCUUGACCCGGUCCUUGCUCGCCUUCGUAGUCAAGAAGGAUCCAAGAUGCAGUUCGGUGACAUUGUUGCUGCUUACAAUGAAAUCCAGUAAAAGUAUUCGAGCAACGCUCGUGGUGCUAAGGAUGUCCAGGCAUCGGUGUUUAUGAACUUCCAUCCGGAACUUCAAAAGGAAAUGGAGCAAAACAUCGAAGUCUUGCAACAGAUGAAAGACUACGACGAGUCCCUGGCUAAGGAAAAAGCCGCCAAAGCUGCAUUAGAGGAAAGGAGACAGAAAAUUGAGGAAGAGAAAGCUCGUUUCGAGGAAGAGAUGAAAAACAAAGAAAGAGAGAUGGAGGUCCUUCGUCAAAAGCAACAAGAAGAGAAAGCCAGACUGCAAGAGCUUUUUGAGAAGAACUUGAAAGACCAGCGCGAACAGGUAGCAAACAUGAUGGAGGCAAACUUUGAAGAGCAAAGAAAAGACAGAGAAGCUGCCUUGGCUCGUCAGAAAACCAUAGAAGACAUGUUUGACAUGAUGAAAUCGUCACUAGAGAGUAGAGAUAGAAAGAUACAACUUGAGCGAGAACAAAUGGACAAUCUGAUUGCUACACUCCAAAGACCAAAAAGCCCCGACAAUGGCUGCCUCAUUCUCUGACUUGGACAACAAGUCAAGACAAACCUCACAAGAAAAAGAGGCUUUAGUUUCAGAUGAUUCCUUAAUAGUCAUGUGACAUUAGAUGUUUAUUUCUCAUUUCACUUGGGUUUUAGAAAUACAAUAAAGAAAUAAUAACAGUAAAUACAUGUAACCAAUUCUAUUGRUAAAGAUUCGCAUUUGUUUUUCAUGAUGCAUCAGUUAUUUUGUUUUCGGCUGACGAAAAGCCACAAAGAACGACUCUAAGCUUUUGUGAAACGAUUCAUUGUUAGAUAUUCAGCCAUAAAAAUACCAAUAACAGCAUGAACUAAGUGUAUGUGGAAUAUAUUAAAAGCAACGAGCAUUCAA
Molecule: messenger RNA, 1370 nt
Organism: Exaiptasia diaphana
Lineage: Eukaryota; Metazoa; Cnidaria; Anthozoa; Actiniaria; Aiptasiidae
Product: stress response protein NST1-like
Exons: 5
Molecular function (GO): GTPase activity; GTP binding
Source: RefSeq, a predicted model, not a curated record